GUGGUGGUGUUGAUCAUUUCCUGUGCCUCUGCUGCUGCUUACAAUUUUGACUCUUUUUGUUAAGACUGUUGUCCUCAGAAAAAUGGAUUUUUUGAUGACAGAGCCAGCUUACAAACUUCUUAUCUUUUUAUGCAUGAUACAAGGAACAUAUGGAGUGCUUAUACAGUAUAACGCGUCUGCAGCUGCUGUGGAGGGACAGAAUGUCAGCCUCCAGUGCAUUAUGGGAGAGGUGAAUGACAUCAAAAUCAUCCAGCUGGAAUGGAUUAAAGAACAAAAAGGAAAUCAGAAGAAUGAUCAGAACAUUGUUGUGUUCCAUCCUGGGUUCCCGACAUAUUAUUUUCAGUCCGGUCCUUUUCUGGAGACAGUGACCAGUCCAAAAACUGGGAAGCUGCAGGGCUCAAUCCUGACCCUGUAUAAAGUUACAAUGAAUGACAGUGGAAACUAUAUUUGCGAAAUUAUUUCAUAUCCUAAUGGAUCGAUCAGAAGAACCACAAAGCUGCAAGUUACAAAGCCUCCACCAUCAGUGAAGAUGUCAUAUCCACAUGGAUUCAUAAAAGAGGGGGGCGACGUGAAGAUAACUUGUUCAGCUAGCCCUCCACCACUCCGUUAUGAACUUGGACGUUCAAAGGACAAGAUAUUUUGGCUGGAGAGCUCAAACGGAGAGUUCAUUUUACCACACGUCACCAGAAACGACAGUGAUGUUUACAUCUGUUUACCUGAAUGGGACCGAAAUCAGCAAGGUUUCAAUGCCACAAUGGAACUGACUGUGAAUUUUCUUGAUGGCAUUAAGUGUAACACAAGCAGCACUUUAAACAUCAGCGUUGGUGAGGACGUGGCGAUUUCUUGUAUCGCAAAAGCAUCACAGCACUUGGAGUAUAAGUGGAUGAGGGGUGACACAACACUGUCUCUAUCAGACACUUUGUCUCUGACCUCGGUAACAUCUGACCACUCAGGAACAUACAAACUGACAGCUGUCCUUCUAGACAAUCAACUCCAGACAGACGUGGAGUUUUCUAUCCAUGUUCUCUUAAAGCAAAGCAAAGCCUCAAGUUCAGCAGUUCAUAUCACUGUCCCGUUUGUGUUGCUGUUGCUCGUGUUGAUUGUGCUGCCAUAGGCUACAGAAGACGCCAGGACCAAAAAAAAAAAUGGAUAUGCCACCUCCAUUCAAACCUCCCCCACCACCAGUGAAACAGGCCUACAGAUCAGUGAGGAACCAUAAUGUCCCUAUGACUGAUAUUCGAGUGUGACUGUAUCGCAAACCAUGAUCCACAAAUACAGUAUGCUGACAGGAAGAUUAUUCCCUAAAGACCUCAGCCAAACACGAAAAGUGUUUCAUCGAUUACUCAUCAUCCUCAUGAAGUUUCGUUCCUUGUCUAAAACGGAAAUGAAGAUAUUUUUAAUGAAACCUGAGAGAUUUCUGCCCUUCCAUUGAAAGUCCACGCAAACAAUACUUUGAUGCGUCAAAGAGUUCUUAAACACGCUGUAUAAUUUCGGUUUGUUCUGGUUCUGGUAACAGACAUUAAAUAUAUUAUUGAACAUCUUGAGUUUUACUUAGCACACAAACUACUCCUACAUCAUAAUUAUGUAAAAAAAAAAAUCCCUGAAAUGUGUGAAUUUACAAAAACAAAAGUGUGUGAGGGUGGGAGGAAGUGGGGUUAAAAACCAGGUAAAUUCCCGAAAUAUGAAAUUUUACUAGGCCUUAGGUAAUUUAAGAGUUUUAUAAUAAUAAUUAUUUUCAAUGGACAAGACAGGUAUUGCAAUGCCAGCUUUUUAAUGCCAUCAUAAUACAACUGCUGGGCUAGCUUUGAAAUGCUAACGCUGACCUCCUGUUGUGGCUUGAUGUUCCGUUAACAAAGCGAAGGCUAUCAGCUGAUUGUUUCAGGCCCCAUAAAACCUCAGUUUACACCUCAGAUAGUCGAGACAAACCAACUGCUAAAACCACAUCAGACAGUGACCAGCAGAGACAGUAUGUAUCCUUAACCUUUUAAGGUGUAACCUGGAAAUACAAAUGCAAGAUCUGGUCACCAUUUAUUAUAACUUGCAAUAACAGCACAGCUGGUGGUUGUUUAUAUGAUGCUUAAAUGAACUUAGGUUUCCUGGUUCUGUUCAUCCUGCUUAGUCAACAUUCAGCAUUUUAAAACGCAGUUUACUCCUAUAGGAGAAGCCUUUCUAAUUAAUGAACAGCGACAUACACCUGAUAGAAAGUGUAAGUGUGAUAAGACAGAGAGAAAACAAGAGAAAGAGAGAGAGAGAUGCUUUUUGUACAGAGUUUUGUGCAUUGUGGUUCUUUGCUACAACAGCGACACGUUUAUGCAGAGGGACGUUUCCUGCUCUCGCUAUUGUGGUCGGAAAUGGAAAAUUCAGAAAAAAGGAUUGAUUGUUUCAGUGUUUAAAUCAUCUGUAUCCUGCACUGUACAAUCAGGCCUCCAAUGUACUAUUGUAAAUCAUGUAUACAGGUUAUUUACCAAUAAUGUAUGAGAACAACAAUCAAUUGUGCACUAUUUUCAUUUAUCUUUGACUCACACAAUAAAGUACAGUGCGUCAAAGUUCAGUUAUACAGAAAAGAGAAACUAGAAAAUUAAGAUUUGGGUGUUGUAUUACCUGAAUACCUUAUAUUAUGACUAUUAUAAUAAAUUGUGAUUAUA
Labeo rohita (rohu) is the source of this 2645-nucleotide messenger RNA. Its product is annotated as nectin-2-like. The record is from RefSeq and is a predicted model, not a curated record. Bases 83 to 1114 code for a protein of 343 amino acids. Gene Ontology annotation, biological process: inflammatory response; cell-matrix adhesion. The transcript has 8 exons. Lineage: Eukaryota; Metazoa; Chordata; Actinopteri; Cypriniformes; Cyprinidae.